This is a messenger RNA of Macrosteles quadrilineatus (aster leafhopper), 1590 nucleotides long. RefSeq lists its product as uncharacterized. The record is from RefSeq and is a predicted model, not a curated record. Lineage: Eukaryota; Metazoa; Arthropoda; Insecta; Hemiptera; Cicadellidae. The transcript has a single exon. The coding region runs from base 1 to 1590 and encodes 529 amino acids.
AUGUCUUUAGCUUCUAAAUCUCUAAUCAAUGAAAGAAUUGAACACCACCGUUUAGAAAAAAGACUUCUGAAAAGCUCUAUUGAGAACAAAAAAGCUGAAUUGGCACUAAUAAUAGGUUCUGAUUUUCAAAACAUUUUUCAAAGCAUACAAAAUAGGUUCAACAAAGAAUCGGAAAAUGUGAAGGCUAGGCAAAAGGCUAAACUACAACAUCUCAGACCUCCCGAUAACAUUGAUAGGAAUACUCAAAUUUCACAGUGUGAUGAUGCAAAAAACCAAGUUGUGAAUCUGUCUUCUAAAGUUCUAAACCCAGUUGAGAUUUCUGUUUUGAGCAGAGGGCUAAAUUUUUCCGUUGUGCCUAAAUCAGUUAAAACGCUGGAUUUUGUGACAGGGAUUGAGUCUGCUGUUUCUCAGUUACCUGAGUCUCAGGGGGAUCAGUUCCGUUGUGAAGCUAGUAUUUUACUAAAGAAAAUUCCUACUCCUAAACCUAAUCUUAGUAAAGAGGAAACCAAAGCAGUAUCAGUCCUUGGGAAAGACGGUACUGUAAAGAUUUUGCCCGCGGAUAAAGGGAAUGCCACGGUAGUUCUUGAUACUGUGACAUACGAAGAAAAAAUGUUAGAAACUUUGCAAUCUGGCCAAUACACCCAAUUGAAAAAAGACCCCACAGAAACUUUCGAGCGUAAAAUCGCUAGUACUCUAAGAAAACACAAAAAGUUUUUUAGCGACAAACAAAGGACUCGGUUGACACCACACCAUUCCAAAAUUCCACACAUGUACGGGUUACCUAAGAUCCACAAACCUAACGUUCCUCUGAGACCAAUAGUUAGCUCCCGUGAUUCUGCUUGUAGGGAAUUGUCUAAAGUCCUUCUGGACAUUUUAAAGCCUUUAGUAGGAAACACUGAUUCGUUUAUCAAAAACUCCAAAGAUUUUGUAGAAAAGUCUAAAUCUAUCGUACUGGCUGAUACUGACAAGCUGGUCAGCUUCGAUGUUGAAAGUCUGUUUACGAAUGUCCCCGUUUCGGAAACCCUAAAAAUAAUUGAGACCCGUCUCACAAACGACGAUACUUUAGCAAACAGAACUAAACUCCCUGUUAACGUCAUAAUGGAACUUUUGGAGUUGUGUACUCAAUGUAACUAUUUCCAAUUAGAGGGUAAAUUAUACCGUCAAGAUGAGGGUAUGGCCAUGGGGUCACCAUUGUCACCUAUCUUUGCCAACAUCUUUAUGGAGGAGUUUGAGCAAAAAGCUUUGGCUUCAGCUCGGCUCAAACCGAGGAUAUGGUGGAGAUAUGUCGAUGACACUUUCGUGGUUUUCCCUCAUGGAGAUGAUAAAUUGAAUGAGUUUUUAGAGCAUCUUAAUAGCGUUUCAUCCUCCAUAAAACUAACCAUGGAGGUGGAAUCACAAAACAAACUCCCCUUUUUGGACGUGUGCGUAGAAAAGCAUUUGAACAGUCUUAGAACAUCUGUUUAUAGAAAAAAGACACACACAGGGCAGUAUCUAAACUUUCAAUCAAACCACCAAAUUUCUGUCAAGGAGGGGGUUGCUUACUCUCUGUUUGACAGGGCUAAGAGCAUUUGCUCCAUCAGGAUGAGUUAA